Glycine soja is the source of this 4002-nucleotide messenger RNA. Its product is annotated as topless-related protein 3-like. Gene Ontology annotation, biological process: regulation of DNA-templated transcription. Gene Ontology annotation, molecular function: protein binding. The coding region runs from base 325 to 3786 and encodes 1153 amino acids. The transcript is spliced from 24 exons. Lineage: Eukaryota; Viridiplantae; Streptophyta; Magnoliopsida; Fabales; Fabaceae. The record is from RefSeq and is a predicted model, not a curated record.
UACAGCGCAUCGAAGAUAGCGAGACCGAGUUCCUCUUCUCUCUCUUCUUCUCCUCUUAUCCGCAGCCUUUCAAACCCUAGAAUUCCUCGAACUCCGAGCCUUUUAUUAACAAUCCCAUGAGGUUCUAAAUUUUUUGAGGAUUUUGAGGUUGCGUGAGUUCGGAUUUGGAGUUGGUGGGGUUGAAGAGGGAGGGUUUGUCCGUGGUCGGUGGAAUUCGAGUUCCGUAGUGUUUUUGUUUUCUUUUAAGGUUGUAAUUGGUUGUGUUCGAAGAUCAGGGUUCGGAGAUCGAAAUUAACGGUGCGGUUUUGGAUUUGAGUGUCCGAUAUGACUUCUCUGAGCAGAGAAUUGGUGUUUCUCAUACUCCAGUUUCUGGAGGAAGAGAAAUUCAAAGAAUCUGUACACAAGCUUGAGAAAGAAUCUGGGUUCUUUUUCAACAUGAAGUACUUUGAGGAAAAAGUGCAGGCUGGCGAGUGGGAAGAGGUUGAGAAGUACUUAUCAGGAUUUACCAAAGUUGAUGAUAAUAGAUACUCAAUGAAAAUAUUUUUUGAAAUCAGGAAACAGAAAUAUCUGGAAGCACUUGAUCAGCAAGACAAGGCAAAGGCUGUGGAGAUAUUAGUGGGUGAUUUAAAGAUGUUUUCCACCUUCAAUGAGGAGCUGUACAAAGAAAUAACCCAGUUAUUAACUCUUACUAAUUUCAGGGAGAAUGAGCAGCUGUCCAAGUAUGGUGACACCAAAACUGCUCGAAGCAUUAUGCUGAUAGAACUGAAAAAACUCAUAGAGGCAAAUCCUCUUUUCCGUGAUAAGCUUAUCUUCCCUACCCUUAAGUCAUCAAGACUGCGAACUUUGAUCAAUCAAAGUCUAAACUGGCAGCAUCAGCUCUGCAAAAACCCAAGGCCAAAUCCAGAUAUUAAGACUUUAUUCACAGAUCACACAUGUGCACCUCCUAAUGGUCCUCUGGCGCCCACACCCAUCAAUCUUCCAAUUGCUGCAGUUGCAAAGCCUGCUACUUAUACUCCACUUGGAGCUCAUGGUCCCUUCCCACCUGCUGCUGCAACUGCCAAUGCUAAUGCUUUGGCUGGUUGGAUGGCCAAUGCCUCAGCUUCAUCAUCUGUCCAAGCAGCUGUAGUCACAGCAUCAACUAUACCUGUCCCACAGAAUCAAGUGCCUAUCUUGAAACGUCCUAGAACACCUCCUGCAAAUCCUGGCAUGGUUGAUUAUCAGAAUGCUGAUCAUGACCAGCUAAUGAAAAGGCUUCGUCCUGGUCAUUCUGUAGAGGAGGUUUCUUAUCCCUUGGCUCGACAAGCCUCUUGGUCUCUUGAUGAUCUACCAAGAACUGUGACUAUGACAUUGCAUCAAGGAUCCUCUGUGACGAGCAUGGAUUUUCAUCCUUCUCAUCAUACCUUACUUCUUGUUGGUUCUAAUAAUGGUGAAAUUACCCUCUGGGAACUCAGUUUACGAGAAAAGUUGGUCUCAAAGCCAUUCAAGAUAUGGGAUGUGUCUGCAUGCUCAUUACCAUUUCAGGCUGCUGCAGUCAAGGAUGCACCUAUUUCGGUCAGUCGGGUCACAUGGAGCCCUGAUGGAAGUUUUGUGGGUAUGUUACUUCAUGUUUCUGAACACAUUUUGAAGCUGUCAGGUGAAUGUCUAACUGGUUGCUUUGCUGUAGGUAUUGCUUUUACUAAACAUUUGAUUCACUUGUAUGCUUGCACUGGAUCAAAUGAGCUAACCCAGCGUAUAGAGGUUGAUGCUCAUGUUGGGGGUGUGAAUGACUUGGCAUUUGCUCAUCCAAAUAAACAGCUGUGUAUUGUGACUUGUGGAGAUGAUAAGUUGAUAAAGGUAUGGGAUUUAAAUGGACGAAAACUAUUCUCCUUUGAGGGGCACGAAGCACCUGUGUAUUCCAUUUGUCCCCAUCACAAAGAGAACAUUCAGUUCAUAUUUUCAACUGCCAUUGAUGGGAAAAUAAAGGCAUGGCUAUACGAUAACAUGGGUUCUAGGGUUGACUAUGAUGCCCCUGGUCACUGGUGCACUACAAUGCUUUACAGUGCUGAUGGAACUAGGUUAUUUUCUUGUGGGACAAGUAAAGAUGGAGAGUCUUUUCUUGUUGAAUGGAAUGAAAGUGAAGGAGCCAUUAAGAGAACAUACAAUGGAUUCAGAAAAAAAUCUACUGGAGUUGUGCAGUUUGACACAACCCAAAAUCGCUUUUUGGCUGCAGGUGAAGAUGGCCAAGUUAAGUUUUGGGACAUGGACAACAUUAAUCUUCUGAUAAGCACUGAGGCCGAUGGAGGAUUACAGAGCCUUCCACGCUUGAGAUUCAACAAGGAAGGAAAUAUUCUUGCUGUUACUACCAUGGACAAUGGUUUCAAGAUACUUGCCAAUGCUUCUGGUCUUAGAUCUUUAAGAACAAUUGAAACUCCGGCAUUUGAAGCAUUGAGGUCACCCAUUGAAUCUACUCCAAUUAAGGUAUCUGGCUCUUCUACUGUUAAUGUUAGUCCGGUCAACUGUAAAGUGGAAAGAAGUUCCCCUGUCAGGCCUUCUCCAAUUCUUAAUGGAGUUGAUCCCAUGGGCCGAAGUGUAGAGAAACCAAGAACUGUGGAAGAUGUAACAGAUAGAGCUAAACCAUGGCAACUAUCUGAAAUUCUGGAUCCUGUCCAAUGUCGGUCAGUUACCAUGCCUGAGAGCACAGAUUCUUCCAGCAAGGUUAUUAGACUUUUAUAUACAAACUCUGCUGUUGGUAUUUUGGCCCUUGGUUCAAAUGGUAUCCAGAAGCUUUGGAAAUGGGCUCGUAGUGAACUGAAUCCUACUGGGAAGGCUACUGCCAAUGUUGUUCCACUGCAUUGGCAACCCAACAACGGUCUUCUUAUGACUAAUGAUAUCUCGGGUGUCAACCUUGAAGAAGCAGUCCCUUGCAUUGCACUCUCAAAAAAUGACUCUUAUGUUAUGUCUGCCUGUGGUGGAAAGGUUUCUCUAUUUAACAUGAUGACAUUCAAGGUAAUGACAACAUUCAUGCCACCGCCUCCUGCUUCUACCUUCCUAGCUUUCCAUCCCCAGGAUAACAACAUUAUUGCCAUUGGGAUGGACGAUUCAACCAUUCACAUCUAUAAUGUCAGAGUGGAUGAGGUGAAAUCAAAAUUGAAAGGCCACCAGAAGCGUAUUACUGGUUUAGCUUUUUCAACCAAUCUUAACAUACUGGUUUCAUCUGGUGCUGAUGCUCAUCUUUGUGUGUGGAGUAUAGAUACAUGGGAGAAAAGAAAAGCAAUUCCAAUACAACUACCCGCAGGAAAGUCACCUGUUGGUGAUACACGCGUACAGUUCCAUUCCGAUCAACUUCGCUUAUUGGUAGUUCAUGAGACUCAAUUGGCAAUAUAUGAUGCCUCUAAGAUGGAACGCAUUCGGCAGUGGGUUCCCCAAGAUGUUCUGUCUGCCCCCAUAUCAUAUGCAGCUUAUUCCUGCAACAGUCAGUUAAUAUAUGCUACAUUUUGUGAUGCCAACAUUGGUGUUUUUGAUGCUGAUAGCUUGAGGCUCAGAUGUCGUAUUGCUCCAUCAAUAUGCUUGUCACCGGCAGCUUUAAGUGGAAGUCAAGGUGUGUAUCCUCUUGUGGUUGCUGCUCAUCCUCUAGAACCCAACCAGUUUGCGGUUGGGUUGACGGAUGGAUCUGUCAAAGUGAUAGAACCGAACGAGUCAGAGGGUAAGUGGGGAACCUGCCCACCAACGGACAAUGGAAUAUUGAAUGGUAGAACAGGAUCAUCAUCUACAACAAGCAACCACACUGCUGAUCAGGCUCAAAGAUAAACGAUCAACAAAUUGUAUUAUACUAGUGUAGUUCUUUUCAUCUGUAAUUGUAUCAGCUUAGAUGUUUAGAUUUCGAUUCACCAAUAUGUCUCAUCAAUAUCAGGUCAGCUUGGACAUAAAAUGGUAAAUGCUUAGACGUACAAUCGUGUAUACCUUUUAUUCUUGUUAACUCAAUUUUAUUGUUUGUAAUGUUAUUGUUUCUUGCUUACAAGUGUA